UUUUUUACAAUAACUGUGGAAUACUUUCAACUCGGAUUUUGAGAAUUUGAACCAAAAGAACCUCACAAGAAUUAAGGCUUUUUAAGAUAAGUCUUACUUUUUUUAAGUUUUUGUUUUGUUGUUAUUGCCCCAUAGCGUAUUUAUCGACGAAAAGUGGAGCAACCUUCAUAAAUGGAUGUUGUUUUUGUUUGCUAUUUAAACUGUUUUUUUUUUGUGUGCUACAAAAUAUAAAAUAAUAAAGUAGUGACGAAAGAAAACUAAACAACGUGAUGAAUCUAAUUAGCUUGCAUGUGGCACUUCCAGCUUUUUAACGUUUUUGGAUACCAUUAAUCAUCGCCAAAGAUCGAAUUUAUCUUCCUGGAAUUCGCAAGACUUCUGAAAUACUCUGAGACAUACAUUCUACGUGGUAUAAAUACUGAUGACUUGUUUCUUGAUGACUUGUUUCCGAGGGGAGGUGUAUCUUCAAUAGAUCCGACUGCCGACCCUCUCCCCCCACGUUGCGAAAUGAACACGGACUCGAAGCUUUUUUUGGCCGGUAGUGGCCAGCGGGUCAUGGUUUCCGGGUUCCUGCUGCUGAUUUUCAGUGGCCUGGCGAUGGGUCAGUCCAAUUACGUGCAGCAUGGUGACAGCGGCAACUAUACCUCUAAUGGCUUGCCAGAGGAGGCCACACUGGACGGCAAGGUGACCAAGCUAGACGACAUCAGCCCUCUCAUUUUCCUCAACCGCACCAAGGCCGCUCUCAACUGUGCCGCCGGCUCCAUGCAGGUUGAUCUGAAGUUCAACGAUGCGUUUCAUGGCAUCAUACAGGCUGACUACGAUCGCAGCAGUGCUUGUCGAGUGAGCGGGAAAGGAGCCCUUAGCUAUCGCCUCGAACUGCCGCUAAAAGGGUGCGGCACUAUUCAGAACCCCACCCGUGUGUUUACAAACAAUAUUAUCGUGCGCUUUCAUGCAAACUUGGAGAUGGACGGAGAUGAAAUUAUAACGAUCGUGUGCCGAUACCCCCCGCCAGUGCCAUCACUGCCACCAGCGCUCCCAGCGCCCAUCCUUAAUCCCAUUGCCACCGGGUCGGUACUACAGCCUCCGCUUAAAAGUAUCCAGAUCCUGAUGAUCAUCUGCGCCAUUAUGUUCCUUACAUUGCUGCUUCUGGGUUUGGCUGUCUCCUACUACUGCCUGCGCACUCGACCCAUUCCCAUAGUGCGUCGCUUGCCCAUGAGCAUGGGAAGUGGUUCCGAAAUCACCAAACUAAGCGGCAGCAGCUUCGGCAAUAUCAGCGCCUUCGAGGGCGUGAAAAUUCCUCGCGCUCAUGCUGCCUUGCAAGCGGUGUACAGCUCUUCUGGUAGCGAAGGGGCACUCAUCCCGUCGGACUACCCCAGCGAGUCUCAUUCGGAGAUUGAAGAGAUCGACACCCGUUCCCUGCCCUUUAGCUCAGCCGGUAGCUUCGAGAAUCGUGCUUUUGUCCAGGAGACCUCCAGCAUUUACAGCGACCACUAUGCACCUGCCCAGGAAAUGCCGGCUGCUAACGCUUUGAUUACCACGACAUCGACCACUCGGUAUGCCGCACCAGUUCUGGAGGCAGUCGCCACUGCUUCGCCCAAAUUCGAUGUUCUGGUGCGUGUUAAAAAGUCGCCACCUCCACCCUCGCCAGUUACUUCGGAUACGGAGAGCGUUGCAACCAUGUUGCCGGAUCGAAACAACCUGUCAACCAUAAUGGAGGCCUAUGAGGAUCGAGAGAGUGUUUUGACCAUGGACUCACUGCCACCCCAAGUUGAUUCAAUGCACUCGCAGUUCUCAUAUGUGCCUGAAUUGCACCCUGCUCCACAAGCACCUCCUUUGGUCGUCGCCGAACCUAAGUUCUCUGUUUACACACGCACACACCAUGAAGUGGUCGACGGUCGUCCGGAGACUUGGUCGGACUUUACCGAUGGUCCCGCACCCAGCGAGGUCACCAACAUGUCUUCUGAGGCACCCGAUGUGGCCAUUGACCAGAUGCACUACUACGAGGACGAGUACGUGCCUGCUGGUCCUGUAGCGGCACCAGUUACCUCUCACACCGUGGACGACGUCUACUUGCGAACGGUCACCGAGAAGAAGACAAUUGAAGACAUAGAGAGCCACAAGCGACGCGUGACUGAGUACAAGAACAAACCCAGGGCUCCUUUACCGCCCCCACCAGUGGACCCCAAAUUCGAUGUCCGUGUGAGGAAGUAUCCUACUGAGCGCGAGCAGCAGCAAUGGGAGAACUUUUCAGACAUCUCCAGUGCCUCUGGAAUGACCCUUACACCUAAAAUGGAGCGCAGCGAGCUGACUGUGCCGGAAAUGGAGCCUCCAGUUCAGAUUUAUGAUAACAAAGUGAAACUGACUAGUCCAGAGCUGGUAGGUAACAUGAAGCCGAUCGAGGUGCCGCCACAAGACAAGGAUGUACCCAACUGGGACGUUCUUAUUCGCAUAUUAGAGGAGCCAGAGCUGGUAGAGGACACUGACGAUGCUAGUUCAGUGCGGAACCUCAGCUACGAUGACCGUGCGAAGUGGAAGGAGAUCAUCACAACCCAGUCGUCCUUGCGUACAAUGCUCACAGAGGCGGUGGUUCGCGAGGACUUCGAACGCAUUCGACAAGAUACGCGAUACGAGCGCAUUUUCGAGCCGCAGACUUGGGACGUAAUCAUCCGCAUUCUCGCCCCUCCCGGAGACGACGAUCCCGAUGUGGAAAUGAGAGCUCCGCGGCGCGGCAAAAAGUCCCAGCCACAACCGUGGGACACGCGCUCCCGUCGAAGCUCUCUACCCACGCUCUACGAAUACGACAGCGAUGGCGGUUCCAGUGUGCGAACCAUUCGAAACGACCCAAGUAUGGGAUUUACAGCCGGACCAGGCAUCCAGGGAGCUUUCAAUUUGCAGCGCUCGCGACGCAGCUCACGCACUUCUUACCAGACCGAUCACAAUGACUUCCGUUCUAUGUCAGAGGUGACUGUGGAUUUUGGCCGUCCGAAUGUGGACCAUCCGGACAACGUGAGCGAUGCAAGCUCCUAUUACCCCAUGCCGUACUAUGAUGAUGAGGACCGGCGCUCCUUCCACCGCUCGCUCAGCCACCCUUCUCUGGCACGUUCCGCCAGCGAGUUCACCGAGCACUGGACCGCCCCCGACGUCCUGGAGGUGUCCUCGCGUGAGGGCACUCCUCGUGCCCGCCGUGCUUUACAGGCACGUGCUCCUACGCAAUUGGAAGUCACCUCGCCGAGGCAAGGAGAACAUGUGCUCGCCCAGACUCAGAUGAGGAGUGAGUAUGUGGAGUCUCACCGAACCCUGUACCACGCCGAGAAGGAAAUGCCCUUGCCUCCGCCCAAGUGGUAGGAUCGCAUAAGUUAACCCUCCACUAAACACAAUUUUCCCGGAUUGGUAUAAAUAUAUACUUUAGAAUUUUUCGACAUACCUGGUCCUGCCGUCAGCCCCAGCAGGAAGUUGAGAUUUCUGCUGUGGCUGUCUGCUUUGUCUGGUAUCGGGCAUCUAUCCCUAAAUAUCCCUAACAUAACUUAUAAAUGUGCCAAUUAAAAUUGCCUGAUAUAUUUUCAUAGAUAGGAAUCGCAGUAGAAACUUCAGCGUCGGGAUAUUUAUUAAUUGGAGGGUCUUGGACUGGCUUAUAUUUUAUUCCGCGCAUAUUUUUAUCGGAGGGCUCUUGUCUUUUUGAAUUCGCUUCUUCCAUGCUUCACUGAGCUUUGGCUUGAUAUCGCAUGUAACUAAGAAUAUGAUAACACUUUUUAGAUAUUGAAUUAGCGCGAUUUGCAAAUGGUAUUGCAUUCUUUUCCCGAAACUGUAAUACAUUUUGUUCUAAGCUAAAUUUUACUGGCUUUCUUAUUUUAUCUGAAUAUAUAUAGCCGGUAUAUGCUGUUUAAAAUUUGUGUUCCAUACAGAAAAGGGCACCUAAUUCACAUGACUUUUGUAAAAAAUAUUCACAUUUUUUGGCAAAAAGUAUAAUAAUCCAUUAAGCUGAUUAUACUAUUUCUAAAACUAUUAAUAUAUUCUAGUUUUGUAAUCUCAAAUCUUCUUAUUUGUAACCGCUGUUUAAUUAAACCGCAAUUUUCGUCCAUAUUAGAGGUUUGGGACAAAUUUAUUGAUUUUAUUUUCAAACUUAAGGUAUUUUAUCGAAUGUCCACAAAGGGCAUUCUAGUUUUAAUUUAUAUAUGCAAAGUAUUAUUUACAUCAAAUCCCAAGCGUUUCAAUGCGAAAAAAUAAACUGCCAGUUAGGUUUUGACGACAAUGCGUGUAUUAAUUUUUUAUAAAAAAUAGACUCUAGAAGAAAAAAAUUAACAGGUUUUAAAUAAAAUAUUGUGGCAGAUAUAUGAGCUACAUAAGCUUGGGAUGAAUACUGGUAUUAAAUACGGAAGACGGAUCGCUUAUAUAGGGGUUCUCAAAAUGUUCUAAUAUUUUUUUUCGUAACAUAGUACUAAUCUGUCCAAAACAUAUAUUACAAAUGUACUUUAUUUUUUAUUCUAAGCGAAGAACUAUAAUAAAAAGCUAAUAUACCAUGAAAAAUUGUAUACGUACGAAAACU
Molecule: messenger RNA, 4540 nt
Organism: Drosophila bipectinata
Lineage: Eukaryota; Metazoa; Arthropoda; Insecta; Diptera; Drosophilidae
Gene: pot
Product: papillote
Source: RefSeq, a predicted model, not a curated record